Eleginops maclovinus (Patagonian blennie) is the source of this 1413-nucleotide messenger RNA. RefSeq names its product cathepsin S-like. Gene Ontology annotation, cellular component: lysosome. The coding region runs from base 147 to 1160 and encodes 337 amino acids. Gene Ontology annotation, molecular function: cysteine-type endopeptidase activator activity involved in apoptotic process; cysteine-type endopeptidase activity. The record is from RefSeq and is a predicted model, not a curated record. Lineage: Eukaryota; Metazoa; Chordata; Actinopteri; Perciformes; Eleginopidae. The transcript is spliced from 8 exons. Gene Ontology annotation, biological process: positive regulation of apoptotic signaling pathway; positive regulation of peptidase activity; immune response.
AGUCUCCUCAGGUGAUUUCUUCACACACCGCCGAGUUGCAGCUUUCUGUUUCUAAAGAGGAAGAGGAGCGACACACCAUGUGACGCUUUCUUCAUAACUAACAAACCAGGAAAACCAGUCAGUGAAAUCAACACAGAAGAGCAGCCAUGAGUCCCACUGAUCAAGGCCUGAUGUUGGGGAGCCUUCUGCUCGUCUCCCUGUGUGUCGGAGCGUCGGCCAUGUUUGAAAGCCAGCUGGACGGCCACUGGGAGCUGUGGAAGAAGACACACGAGAAGCAGUACAGAAAUGAGGUGGAGGAUAUGCACCGCCGGGAAUUGUGGGAGGAAAACUUGAAGCUCAUUAGCAUGCACAACCUGGAGACCUCCAUGGGGCUGCACACCUACGAUCUGAGCAUGAACCACAUGGGAGACUUGACAGCAGAGGAGAUCCUACAGUCUUUCGCCACGCUCACUCCUCCCACCGACAUCCAGAGGGCACCAUCGGCCUUAAGAGGGGCUUCCGGCGCCACCCUCCCCGACACCAUGGACUGGAGAGACAAGGGCUGUGUGACCAACGUCAAGAUGCAGGGUUCCUGUGGCUCCUGCUGGGCCUUCAGUGCUGCAGGGGCCAUGGAGGGCCAGUUAGCCAAGACCACGGGGAAGCUGCUGGACCUCAGCCCCCAGAACCUGGUGGACUGUUCCAGCAAAUACGGCAACCAUGGCUGCAAAGGGGGCUUCAUGAGCCAAGCCUUCCAGUACAUCAUCGACAACCAGGGCAUCGACUCCGAGGCUUCCUACCCGUACAAAGGACAGGACCAACAGUGCCACUACAACCCUUUGUACCGCGCCGCUAACUGCUCCAGCUACAACUUCCUGCCUGAGGGGGACGAGGGGUCCCUGAAGGAGGCGCUCGCCACCAUUGGACCCAUUUCGGUAGCGAUUGACGCCACGCGGCCCACAUUCGCCUUCUACAGGAGUGGGGUGUAUGAUGACUCCGGCUGCUCCCAGAAGGUGAACCACGGUGUGUUGGCCGUGGGCUAUGGCACACUGAACGGACAUGACUACUGGCUGGUCAAGAACAGCUGGGGAAAAUCAUUCGGAGACCAGGGCUACGUCCGGAUGGCACGCAACAAGCAGAACCAGUGUGGCAUCGCUCUGUACUGCUGCUACCCCAUCAUGUAGCUGCAGGCUGUUUAAUUUACGUCCGCCUUAGUUUCAUAUAUCCACUAUUUAAAAAAAUGUUAUAAUGAUCAUAGCAGCUUUGGUCAGGUUUGGGAAAUUCCAUUUAACAGACCUUUUUGAGGGGGAAAAGCCAAGAACAUGUAAUCUUUAAAUACUACAGUUUUAACAAUCAACGUUGUCUUUACUCUGUGUUUGUUUGUGCCUCACUGUAUGUGUUUGAAUCUUUAAUAAUAAAGAGACAUGUACUGUGUAA